Alosa sapidissima (American shad) is the source of this 2464-nucleotide messenger RNA. RefSeq names its product tetratricopeptide repeat domain 33 (gene ttc33). Lineage: Eukaryota; Metazoa; Chordata; Actinopteri; Clupeiformes; Clupeidae. The transcript has 5 exons. The coding region runs from base 80 to 922 and encodes 280 amino acids. Gene Ontology annotation, molecular function: protein binding. The record is from RefSeq and is a predicted model, not a curated record.
AGCAGUCGUAAAUGAUGGCGCCAGCUGUCCUUGUUCACGUCAAAACAUUGUCAGGACUGCUCUCUGCAUAAGUUAAUUGAUGGAAAUUAUUCUUGAUCUGUCUCCAUCUGUAGAAAUGGCUUCGUUUGGUUGGAAGCGGAAGGUUGGGGAGAAGGUUUCCAAGGCGACAGUGGAGCAGUUUGAGCGGGAGGCGGAGGAGAAGAAGGAUGAGCUGGAGGUGGAGGGUGUGGACUGGCUGCACGCCAUCAAGCGCAGACGAGAGAUCCUCUUGGAGGACUGCGCCACCAGGAGCAAGCGCCUGAAGGAUGAGGGAACAGUACUGGCUGAACAGGGCAGACACUGGGAGGCUAUUAAGCGCUGGGAAGAGGCCAUUCAGUUGACUCCAGAAGAGGCGUCCCUGUAUGAGAUGAAGGCUCAGGUGCUGUCCAUCCUGCAUGAGGUGUUCCCGGCAGUGCAGGCGGCAGAGAUGGCAGCCAAGCUGCGUCCCCACUGGUGGGAGGCGUGGCAAACCCUCGGCCGCGCCCAGCUGAGUCUAGGCGAGGUGGAGCUGGCGACCCGGUCAUUCCAGGUGGCCGUGCACCUGAGUCCGUGUGAGCGCCCCCUUUGGGAGGAGGACCUGUCAUGGGCACGGAAGCUCCGCGACCAGAAACGCAACGCCCAGAGCGUCCUCAACCAGGAGCAGGAGGCACGCCGUCUCCUAGACAACGCCCCGGAGCUGCAGCAGGACUACGACGACUUCGAGAGCGACGAGGUGAUUGCCGCGUGCACCGCGGUCGCCGAGCGCCAGAAGAAGUACGAGGAGCUCCAGAGGACGGCAGUGGUGGUGGCCGCACAGAGCGUAACCAUAGAAACAGUGCGGGAGGACUCUGACAGACCACCCUGUACGUCCCACAGUGACUUUGUGAAAGCGAGGGGAUUGUAGACAAGCACAACCCAAACUGUCGGGGUUUCGUGUUUUGUGUUCUUUUGUUUGUUUUUUGAAAUCUAUUGAUAAUGUACAGAUGAGAUUAUAAUUUUUAGUUUUGGCCUAAAUCUAAUUGAUGUACUCAAGCCUGAUAGCUAAGUCAUGUACCUGCUUGUUGAAAUGUCAAGGCUGAUUGGUCAGGGUUGGCCUCUUCUUUUGUUUUGCUCUGUUUUCUUUCUCUGGAGAAGUGCUCCCUCCCGGUCAGAGUUCCUGAUUUGAUUGAGUUCUCUCUGUAUAAAAAAAAAAAAGUCAAAGCUCCUCACUGGAAAACCUAUUUGUUUGAAAUCCUCAGCGGUGACACGUCUUUGUCCUCAGACGUAAAAUAUGUCCUUGGCUCGGUCACACUGGUGUCCUCUUUGAGCUACAUGAGAAGAGAAGCACUAAUGUACCUCUGACGAGGCAUAAUUAUUUUCCACCAGGAGUGUUUAUGUUGGCCUCCAUGGCAACCAACCAGUCAUUCUCCCACCCACCCGUUCUGAUUAACAUCGAAUCCCAGAAUUCCCUUAUUCAAGGCAUCAUCUGAGACCCCUCCAAGGACCUGGAAAUGCUGCUAGAUCCAUAAGCAGGGAUCUAUCAAGCCAUCCUCCACAUCCUCCAGUUAAAGAGGGGCAACUGAAUCCCACUCACAUCCCAUUUAGAAGCUCCUCUCUCCCUCUCCAUCUCCAUCAAUGUCAUAAAUGUUUUUUUCGGCAAGAGCUGAUGUUUUCAGGCAAGCCGCGGCCAGUUUUGAUGAGUGUAUCGGAUGCAUGGGACAUCCUGUCAUUUCUGAAACCAUUAGCUAAUGCACAGGGGAUGGACGGCCCACACACACACACACACACACACACACACACAGAGUCAUUCUUAGCUGAGCUGAGCGGAGCAGUGAGGGACACACACACACACACACACACACACACACAGAGAGAGAGAGAGGGCUCUGAGAGGUUAAAGUCAUUGAGAAUAUGAGAAAAUUAAGACUUCCUCUCGACACACUUCUGCUCGUGUGUUCUGCUCUGCUCGAGGAGAUGUGCUGUCCAAUCCACCAGUAGCAGCAGCUUCCGUCCAGGCUUUAAUAGCUUUCAUUCAGGCUUUAAUAGCUUCCAUCCAUGCUCAGCUUCCAUCCAGGCUCAGCUUCCAUCCAUGCUCAGUUUCGGUCCAUGCUCAGCUUCGGUCCAUGCUCAGCUUCAGUCCAUACUCAGCUUCGGUCCAGGCUCCUCUGCUUCAGGGUGAUGCUCAGUUGUGGUCCGAAUCAUGGAAACGGGACGCUGACCUUAGAUGGGUAUCAGCAUGUUGUGAUUGCAUUUUUGGUGCAUUCAUUGUGAGCAUUGUGUACGUUAAUAAGGUCUAUACACAAAGCUGUCAUUCAGGUUCCUGAUGUUCUUUGAGAAAACAUGUUUUAAUUAAAUGUAAACACCAUGGUGGACCCUCCCUGCCCCUUUUUGCACCAGAAACAACUGGUUUCACCACACUGACAAAGACCCAAAUGGAAGAAAUAUGAAAUAAAAACCUUUAAAAAUA